AUGGGGUUUUUGAAGAUCGUCAGGAAGACCAAGCAGAAGGAAAGGGAGAUGAGGCUGCUCAUCCUGGGGCUGGAUAAUGCGGGCAAGACCACGCUGCUUAAAAGUUUUGUGGGAGAGGUACGGAGGAGGUUAGUCCCACCUCGCUUCAAUAUCAAGACCCUGGCCUACCAGGACUUCAAGCUCAACUGCUGGGACGUCGGAGGGCAGGCCACCAUCCGCUCGUACUGGCGGAACUACUUUUAACAGACUGACGGACUCAUCUGGGUGGUCGACUCCUCCGACAAGCCUGAGGCUGCAGAACUGCCGCAACGCAGCUGCACGACCUCCUGAGGGAGAGAAAAACUGAUCGGCUCAACCCUCCUAAUUUUCUGCAACAAGCAGGACAUCGAAGGCGCGCUGACCCCCGAACAGAUAAAGGAUUUCUUGGGCCACGAGAUAACAAGACGGCAUUGGGGGACUGAUUCGUGUUCCGCGAAGACAGGUGAAGGCCUGCUGGACGGGGUCGACUGGAUGGUCAAAGACGUGGCCUCAAGGAUAUUCGUCAACCAGUGA
Hippocampus zosterae (dwarf seahorse) is the source of this 552-nucleotide messenger RNA. Its product is annotated as ADP-ribosylation factor-like protein 2. The record is from RefSeq and is a predicted model, not a curated record. Gene Ontology annotation, molecular function: GTPase activity; GTP binding. NCBI's taxonomy places the organism in Eukaryota, Metazoa, Chordata, Actinopteri, Syngnathiformes, Syngnathidae. Gene Ontology annotation, biological process: protein folding. Gene Ontology annotation, cellular component: microtubule cytoskeleton; cytoplasm.